AUGGAGGCUAACGCAUGCUCCCCUCUGUGGCAGAGUGGAUCUUCUGAUAUAAAAGGUCUAAAGCUAGAAGGCUUUCUGGCAUUGUCUAGGUGGUUUGUCGUUAAUGAGGAGGGUUUUAACCAUACCUUUACAUCCACCAAUGGAGUCAGUAACAUUGACGUAACUCUUUCUAGUCCUAGUCUCUAUCCAUUGAUAGGGAACUGGAAAGUCGAAGUGAGGUGGACUAACAGUGACCAUAGGGUUUUGGUCACUAUGCUAAAAAGUGCUGAGUGCAGUUGCGUAAUUCGGGAGGCAAGAUUUAACAUCACGAGAGCAAACUGGAAGGCUUUUCGAGAAAAGUUCAAUGCUGAGGCCGGUAAUUUAGAAUGGUCGGUCUCUGAUAAGAAACAUGCAGAAGUCAGAGCCUGUCAAAUCACUGAGGCAAUACGAAGUGCGGGUAAAGCUGCAAUCCCCAGAAAAAAUAAGUUUGGUAGGUCUGUUCCCUGGUGUAAUGAGGGUCUUACCAGGCUGAAAGGCGGGGUUAAUGGAGCAAGGAGGAGAUUCCAGAGAGAAAAGGAAGAUGCUGCGAGAUUUAAUCUGAAGCAUAACUAUAUGCGUCUCAGAAAAACUUACACUGCCGAGGUUACCCGAGCUAAGAACCAAAGCUGGAAAGACUUUGUCUCUAAAUAA
Messenger RNA from Trachymyrmex cornetzi, 669 nucleotides. RefSeq lists its product as uncharacterized. Lineage: Eukaryota; Metazoa; Arthropoda; Insecta; Hymenoptera; Formicidae. The record is from RefSeq and is a predicted model, not a curated record. The transcript has a single exon. Bases 1 to 669 code for a protein of 222 amino acids. Gene Ontology annotation, molecular function: catalytic activity.